CGGAAGAAAGACUUAACGCGGGAGAUUCUUAUUUCCUAGUCUGCCUUACAUGCUGUACAACUGUAGUUUUAAAGUAAGGGAAUGUAGUUUCGACGUAUGGGACUUUUAUUUUCAGAAAUUCACUACUGGCUGUAAACAGGGAGCAGACUGAUUUUUUUUAUAGCAGAGUAGUAAUUUUGUCCAUUAAUACUUAACAAUAACUAAACCAGAGAUGGCUGUUUCUUUAGAAACUAUUGUGGAAGAAAUGAGAAUGUUUGAGGUGGAGGUGGAGCAGGAUGACGUAACAGAGAAACUGGUAGAGCUCUGUAGAAUCUACAGACUGAAGGAAGCAGACAUUGCCAAUAAAUGGGUUGCCUACAGCAUCACCAAGCAUGGACUGAGCCUUACAUUGGAAAAUCUUGAGAACUUUGAACAUGACAGUCUCAGCAAAGAAGCAAAUAAAAUACGGAAAACUGCUAAGAGAGACAGAUCAUUAGGAACAAAAGACCUGGCCUCUCUUCAGGAACUUAUCCAAGCAGAAGAGGAAGAGGAGAAUUUAUUAGAAUCCUAUACAACUCCUUCUAAAGGGUCCCAGAAGAGAGUCUUGACCACUCCAGAAAACCCACAGUCUAAGAGGGUGUUUGCUCUCAACCGAAGUCCUCACCUGCUAUUUUCUCCAUCAAGCUUCUCUCCCAGUGCUACCCCUUCACAAAAGUAUAGCAGCAGAACAAACCGUGGUGAGAUUGUGGCCUCAUUUGGAACAGCACAGGCAACAUCGUGGCAUGGUUCAAGUGGGCAGACUGCUGUCAUUGAACUCCUUAAUGGUGCCGAAGAGUCCCUUACAAAGAACUACAAGUAUAUGUUCCAGAAGCUCUUGGAUGUCCGAGAUGUUUUGUCCUUCAAAAUAGAAGAACUUGGCUGUGCUUUGAAGGAUCAUUAUAAAAUUGAGGAGUUUUCUUCAGUUUCACUCCCUGCUCAGGAGCCAGUAACUGUACUGGGACAGAUAGGCUGCGAUAGUAAUGGGAAGCUGAAUGCAAAGUCUGUAGUAAUGGAAGGAGAUCUUGAACAUUCGUCAGGAAUGCAUGUUCCAAUGGAUUUAUCAGAACUCAAAGAGUAUUCUCUUUUCCCAGGACAGGUUGUGGCUGUGGAAGGACUAAACAGCACAGGGAGAAGACUAAUUGCUUCCAGGAUUUUUGAGGGAGUGCCACUGCCUUUUUUUAAUGCUAUUGACUCAACAAAAGAAGAAGUCUUAGGAGACUUAAAACAGCAAAUGAUAUUAGUAGCAUGUGGGCCUUAUACAACAUCUGACAGCAUCACGUAUGACCCUAUGAUGGACCUAAUUGAGAUAAUCAAGAAGGACCAGCCUGAUGUCUGUAUUCUGCUUGGACCAUUCCUGGAUGCCAAACAUGAGCAAGUUGAGAACUGCCAGUUGACUGAACCCUUUGAAGUUAUUUUCAACCGCUGUUUGAAAGGGAUUAUUGAAGGAACACAGAGUUCAGGAUCACAUUUGAUAUUUGUACCAUCUCUUCGAGAUGUACACCACGAGUUUGUAUACCCACAACCACCAUUCAGUUGUUACAGCCUAUCCAAGGAAGAAAAGCAGAGAGUGCACUUUGUUUCUGAACCUUGCAUGCUUAAUAUAAAUGGAGUUACUUUUGGCUUGACCUCCACAGACAUUCUGUUUCACAUGGGUGCAGAAGAGAUUAGCAGUUCUUCUGGUGGUUCAGACAGAUUCAGCCGGAUCCUAAAACACAUCCUUACACAAAGGAGUUAUUAUCCACUUUACCCACCAGCUGAAGAAGUGAAUAUAGACUAUGAAAGUUUCCAGUCCUUCGCUCAGAUGACAGUUAGACCAGAUGUUUUUAUUGUGCCAUCUGAACUACGAUAUUUUAUUAAGGAUGUGAUUGGUUGCAUCUGCAUGAAUCCUGGAAGGCUAACGAAAGGACAAGUUGGCGGGACAUAUGGACGCCUAUAUAUCAGAAGGAUGGCAGUUCGAGAAGAACAUCAGUCUCCUUGCAUAGCAGCACAAGUUGUGAAAAUUUAAUUUUCCUUUCAAGUCAGAAAAUAACUUGGAACUUUUUGAAGUUAAGCACAGCAUGGACUAAAGUGUUUAAUUUUUAACAUCAGCUUUAUUGAAGAAAAUUUGUCAGCCUUCCUUACGCAAGCCUGUUUUACAAGACAUUUUUUUAUUCAGGAUUAUCAAGCUACAGUUCUACUUUAUUUGCAAAAAAGUAGAAUACUACCUACAACCAACUGAGCAAGUUGUAUUGCCUGGUAUGGUAGUUGGUGUGUAUGACAGCAAUGUUGUGGAAUGCUCAUGGACCUCUCUUGCAUGGAAGUGCUUAUGUUAUCACCUGUAACUUCCAGUUUUAAAAAUCUGGUUUCCAGAUGAAAUCCCAAACAGGAGGAGCUCCACUGAGCUUUUUUGAGUAAUGUUGCUACUGAUUCUGAAGUUAAGCUGUGAUCUCAUUUGCAAAGUUUGAAAUUAUAAGCAUUUUUCACUUUUAUAUUAUGGAAGAUUAUAAAUAAAAGAAAAGACCAUU
Molecule: messenger RNA, 2522 nt
Organism: Protopterus annectens (West African lungfish)
Lineage: Eukaryota; Metazoa; Chordata; Ceratodontiformes; Protopteridae
Gene: POLA2
Product: DNA polymerase alpha 2, accessory subunit
Exons: 18
Coding region: 212-2023 (603 amino acids)
Biological process (GO): DNA replication; DNA replication initiation
Cellular component (GO): alpha DNA polymerase:primase complex
Molecular function (GO): DNA binding
Source: RefSeq, a predicted model, not a curated record